GGUAGUUUUAUUUUGGCUGCGGUGUAAACGCGUGAUAGUAAUACGAACAGUUAAACAAGUAAGCGUCAUUCGAGAUGGCGUCUGUCGAAUUCACUGAUCUUCCGAUCAUCGACUUUGCUAAGGCCAAGACAGACAGAGACGAGCAGGCAAAGAAAAUAGUGAGCGUUCUAGAAAGCGUUGGAUUUGCAUUCAUUGAUAAUGUACAAGGCAUAGAUUACAAGGGUUUAUGGGAUUGCUGCCAAUGGUUGUUUGCCAAACCAAUCGAUUUCAAAAGGAAGAUCAUGCGAAAGCAUUGGAAUUCAGAAAACUCAAACAUUUACCGAGGGUACUUUCCGGUAGUUCCGGGACAACCGAGUAGACAAGAGGCUUUUGAAUUUGCUCGAGACGUGAAGGAUGAUGAUCCAACUAUUUCAAAAACAAACUGGUUUUAUGAGAAGUCAAUUUGGCCUGAGGAAGAUGGGGCGUUACCAUUUAAAGAAUUUAUGCAGGGGCAGUACGAAAUCAUGCAUGAAACCUGUAUGGAAUUGCUUCGACUCUGCGCAAUUGGACUUGGUAUUCCAGAGGAAUCUUUUACUGAUCUUUUCAAUCCAAACCCUUGUUCGACCUUUAGAAUUAUGCACUACCCACCAUGGGAGGGACAGCCGCCGGAAUAUGCCAAGCUAGAAGAUGAUAAAUUGAUCGCAAUCCCGGAACAUACGGACUCCGACUUCAUGACCCUUCUGACAGCCUUCCAUUACGGUGGUCUGGAAAUCAUGCAGGCGAACGGAAAGUGGGCAGCAGUUAAGACGAGACCGGGUAGUUUGGUGAUGAACAUUGGCGACACCUUCUCACGAAUGCUUGGCGGGCGUUUCAAGGCAACCCGUCAUCGUGUCAUUGAUAUCGGAGAGGACAGGUAUUCGGUUCCGUUUUUUCUGAGUCCCAAAUUUCACGGAGACAUCGGGGUUAAUUUCCUGUCUCAGUACACGCAAGAGGGGCAUUCGCACGUUCCCGAGAGAUUUGGCCCCUGGGUCCUUCACACUAUGAAACACAAGAAGAAAUACUUUGAGUACACAGAUCUUCCUGAGAUCGAGAACUAAGACGCAGAAUCCUUUUUAUUAAGAUGUAUAUGGUAAUAAAUAUGUAUGUUUAACAUACAUCUGCAUAGAUGAGCCUCGGCAUGUAUUGUUUUCCUAGACUCUACUGGUAAAUUCAAGAAUUAAUAGACACUUAUCAAAUAUAAUCUUUAAGUAUGUUACGUGUUAAUAUUAUAUGUUUAUCUCAUUUAUCUUCCAACAGUGUUAUUUACAUUUGCGUUUCAUGUUGGUAAACGCAUUUUUAGUUUAUUCCAUAAUUUACAACAUUACUGUUAUGAAAAUGAUAUCAUUUAUGGGAUUGUAGUACUAAGCGUACAUACCUUUUAUUUAUGUGUUGAUGUAUUUGUUAUGUUAUAUAAUAGACUUGGAAUCGUUUACAUUAGUGUUUGUUUAUUUCUGCAUGUUUAUUUUCGAAUGCAUACAUUUUGAUAAGAAUACGUUUUCAUAUAAAAUGAAAUAUUUU
Messenger RNA from Dreissena polymorpha, 1536 nucleotides. RefSeq lists its product as uncharacterized. The coding region runs from base 75 to 1076 and encodes 333 amino acids. Lineage: Eukaryota; Metazoa; Mollusca; Bivalvia; Myida; Dreissenidae. Gene Ontology annotation, molecular function: dioxygenase activity. The transcript is spliced from 2 exons. The record is from RefSeq and is a predicted model, not a curated record.